Molecule: messenger RNA, 1629 nt
Organism: Pichia kudriavzevii
Lineage: Eukaryota; Fungi; Ascomycota; Pichiomycetes; Pichiales; Pichiaceae
Exons: 1
Coding region: 1-1629 (542 amino acids)
Molecular function (GO): acid phosphatase activity
Source: RefSeq, a predicted model, not a curated record
AUGCAGAAAUUAUUGUUACUAGCUACCUCAAUUACUACUAUUUCUGCAUUACCAAUAGGCAUUGAUACCCCGGUUGCCAAUGUUACCUUGUCAGAGGAUUUGUUCCCCACCGAUAUUGGGUUUCUUGGGAAAACAGCUACAGCUGAUGCUCCAUUCCUAGCGGAAACCAAUGGUGCGGCAAUUACCUAUGGUGUUCCGACAUCUUCUUAUACAUUGCCACAGCCAAUUGAGACAGCUAUCCAAGCUAGAGACCAUAGGAAUGGCGACCAAAAUAUCUAUGAGUUAUUUGGAAGUUUAUCUCCUUAUUAUGUUAGUGAUGGUUGGGGGGUUUAUGAUUACGGAUUACCCAAACAGUGUUCGAUUAACCAGGUUCAUGUUUUAUCAAGGCAUGGAAGUAGGUACCCAACAAGCCCAAACAGUUUAAGUAAGUUACUUUCGCAUAAGAAUUACACCGUAUCGGGGGAAUUGGAGUUUCUAAACAAUUGGAAGUAUUUACAGGGAUCGGGAAUCUUAACAAAACUUGGUAAUCAACAAUUGUUUGAUAAGGGAGUCAGGACGUUCUUCAGAUAUGGCCAAUUGCAGGACUGGAAUGAAGAUGCCAUGAAGAUUGUGGCAAGAACGACAUCUCAGGAGCGUAUGACUUUUAGUGCGGAAUACUUCCUUGCAGGGUUCUAUGGUUUAGACUGGCACGACAAGGCCAAUUUGGAGAUUAUCAUUGAGGCAAAAGGUUUUAACAAUUCCCUCGUACCUUACGAGAAUUGUCCUCUUAAUGGAAAGACGUAUGCCAUUGCCCCAUUAUCAGCAGAUGGUUUUCUUGAAAAGUAUACCAUGAAAGCGGUAGAUAGACUCAACAGCCAAGCUGAAGGAAUCGUAUUUGAUGCUAAAAGUGUGAAAGAAAUGCAGGAUUUAUGCGCAUACGAGACUAACAACAAUGGCUUUUCCCACUUUUGUGGUUUGUUCACUCAACAGGAAUGGGAGGACUAUGAAUAUUAUAACUCUUGGACUUGGUACAACAGCAAUAUGUUUGGCUCACCAAAUGGCAGAGCUAUUGGAAUAAGUUGGGUUGAAGAGUUCAAACAAAGACUAACAGGAUCAAGUAAGUUUAACUGGGAGACAUUAGGGUUGCAAAACACCACCCUUGAUGCAAACCCAACAUACUUCCCUGUUGACCAGAAGUUAUACUUCGAUUUCUCACAUGAUUCUAUCAUUACUAGUAUUUUUACUGCUCUUGGCAUGGAGCAGUUCAAGACGAAUUUCACCGUUGACGGAUCUCUCAGAGAAACGAAUUUCCAAUUAUCAAAGGUUGUGCCAUUUGCCUCACAGACAUACUUUGAGAUCAUUGAAUGUGAUGGUGAGGUUUCAGCAAACAGAACGGAGCCAGAGACGAGCAGCAACAGCACUACGGGCACUCCAAACAAGUAUGUGCACAUGAUAUUGAAUGACCAUACUAUUGACUUGUCGAAGAACUUUCCGGAGUACUGCAGCCCAAGAGUGGACGGAUGGUGUGAAUUUGAUAGCUUUGUCAAAUACCUGGACACGCUCUGGGAGGUUGCGGAUUUUGAAGAGGCUUGCUUUAGUGGAACCUAUAACACUACCCAGAUUGUUAAAAACGGUGCCCCAAACUCGUAG